Molecule: messenger RNA, 1018 nt
Organism: Meloidogyne enterolobii
Lineage: Eukaryota; Metazoa; Nematoda; Chromadorea; Rhabditida; Meloidogynidae
Source: the annotation of a GenBank genome assembly
UCGAAUGGCAAAAUGCAGUUGGCGGUUUUUCAAAAUUACAGGCGCUUCACUGAAUUUUGUUUUUCCAUAUGGCUGUACCCUAAGCGUGAAUCGUGAGUCUGUCAGUGUUCUCUCAACGGGAACUGUUUGUUAUCCAGUUUUGAGGCCCGUCUGUGCUUUCCAUCAAUUAAAAACGGAAAAUGGCAUUGGCCGACUUGCUGUUUGUGGAUCUGUACGAAUGUUUGUGGACGAAUAUUUCAAUAAAGAGGAUAAUUCAAAAAUAUUUGACGUGAUUCUAAAAUUUCUGUCUGGUUCCUUGGAAUUAAAUCAAAUCGAUGCGAAUGAACCUAAUAUCUUCGAUGAGCAGCCAAUUCCUGAUAAUAUGCAACUUUCAUGCAAGCUUAAAUUAUGUUUGCAUGAAAGCGAAUUUGAUCAUGCAUACUUCGGUGAUUUCAUUAAACUUUUUGAUCAAUCACUUACUUCGGUCGGUCUGGAUCAUUGGCCAGAAGCUAAAAGGAUUUAUGAGAAAAUUGGCUUGAGGUACGAGCCACUGACUUUAGUGACACCAACUUUCCAAGUCCCAAUGCCUCCAUAUCAGCCAGCGGUUUUCCCUCCACAAUUCCGUGAACUUCCGCAGCCGCAGCUCGAACUUUUUGAACUUGAUGAUGCAUUCUCUACGCACGAAGUUCAACUUGCGCAACUUACAAAUCGAUGCGCUGAAAAUGAACUAGAUAUGUAUAUCCGUGAGGCAAGCGAGAUACUUGGGAUAAAUAAGAUAUUAUCAGAAACUCUAACUGGAAACGAUAGGAAAAUAACUUCUAAACGUGUACUUGACUAUGUAACAAGAAACCUGAUUGAAUGGAAAAAAUCAACCGCAGGAAUGGAGGAAGGGGAUGAUUUGCCGCAUACAUAUUUGCCAGCGCCUGAUGAAAGUGUAGAGAUUGAUGCCGAUUGGACAAGACAACAGAAUAAUUUAGAUAUCAUGGACGACGGAGAAGAAAACUUUGAUCAUGCUUUUUCAGAAAUUUAUAAUGAUUAA